Messenger RNA from Camelina sativa (false flax), 713 nucleotides. Its product is annotated as mediator of RNA polymerase II transcription subunit 32. Gene Ontology annotation, biological process: regulation of DNA-templated transcription; leaf senescence; root development. Lineage: Eukaryota; Viridiplantae; Streptophyta; Magnoliopsida; Brassicales; Brassicaceae. The record is from RefSeq and is a predicted model, not a curated record. Gene Ontology annotation, cellular component: mediator complex.
CCAGACAAAUAAUACAGAAGAAGAAGAAGAAGAAGAAGAGUGGCAGAAAUCGAGAGACUCCGUUCAUCUCCGGUGUUCUAUAUUAUUGUAGAGGAUUGAUCAAUAUGGAUAACAUUGUGGACUCAUUGAACAAAGCUUACGAGAAGUUUGUUCUUGCCUCGGCUAGUGUUAUUGAGUCUAAAGAGAGUGCAGGAGGGCAAAAAGCAUCUCUCACUGAUGCUGCCUUGGAAAAUUUCAAGGAGAAAUGGGAACUGUUCCGUGUGGCUUGUGAUCAAGCAGAGGAGUUUGUGGAGUCAGUGAAGCAGAGGAUUGGAUCUGAGUGUUUAGUUGAUGAGGCUACUGGUUUAACUACUGCAUCAGGAGGAGGCCAAACAGCAGCGGCUAGUGGUGCUGCGACUAGUCUCCCGCCCAUUAGUGCAGUAAGGCUUGAACAGAUGAGUAGAGCUGUUCGAUGGCUUGUUCUUGAGCUACAACGUGGCUCUGGUGUAGCUCCUGGCUCUGUGCAUUCCUCAUCUACUGGGUUUGAUACUAGAUUCGCUGAAGACUCGACUCAGUAAUAGCGUGUCUUGCCUACACACUCCUUAAUAACUUCGAAACAACGCUUACAACCAAGCAAGAAGAGUGGCCAUAUAUACAUAUUCUGUUAUUUUAUGUGAUUGAACCAAGCAAGAAGCAAACACUUGGGUUUUGAUUUUAGUUGUUAUGAUUCCUCA